This is a messenger RNA of Selaginella moellendorffii, 467 nucleotides long. Its product is annotated as mitochondrial import inner membrane translocase subunit Tim13-like. Lineage: Eukaryota; Viridiplantae; Streptophyta; Lycopodiopsida; Selaginellales; Selaginellaceae. The transcript is spliced from 2 exons. Bases 41 to 286 code for a protein of 81 amino acids. The record is from RefSeq and is a predicted model, not a curated record.
UUUAGGGCUUUUGGCCCAAAAACCCUAGGGCCUGUAAGCGAUGGAUUUCUCUUCGCCCUCUUCCUCCUCGAAUGACGCGAUGAUGGAUCAGCUCAAGAACCAGCUCGCGCAGGCCUACGCGCAGGAGUUCUUCGGGACCGUGCGCGAGAAAUGCUUUGCGAAAUGUGUCACCAAGCCCAGCAGCAGCCUGAGUGGAUCCGAGAGCAGCUGCAUUUCAAAGUGCGUGGAUCGCUACAUCGAAGCCACCGGGAUUGUGAGCAGGGCCCUCUUUAACGCCGCCAAGUGAGUGAGUGAGUCUUAUACUCGCUCUUGUUCUCUCUCUCUCUCGAUCCAAUCCAUUUUUCCUUUCUUCUCUUUGAGAAUCCAGACUAAAAAUCUCUCUUUUCUACUUUGUGAUGCACUGGUUUCGAGACGAGCUCUUUAGACAUUUCCAACAAGUAUAAGAAUGAUCACACAAACUCUUGGUA